CGAAACGACACCGUUACCAACACGGGCGUUGCUCACCGCCUUCCAUUGGCAUUCACAGCGAAAUCAACCCAACCCCUCCACACCUCCUCCAUCCCCACAACAACAUCAAAAUCUCCUUCAAUUUUGGACUUACAGAAGAUUAGGGUUCGGCUUUGUGCACAACCACCAUAAACUCCGAAAGGUUCGCUGGUUCAGGCUUUUCUGUAGCUGCUGAGGUUCAAAGGAGGAGUCUUUCUCGGUCUCAAUCAAGGAAGUUCAUUGCUAACAACAAUCAGCUACUCAUCAUUGCGGAUGCUUCAUUGCUGUGAAGGAAGUUUCCUUGCUGGAUAAAGGAAGUCAGGAGGUGCAAAGAGUUUAUCAACUUGAACAGGAGAUUGCUCUUUUGAGUCAGUUUGAACAUCAAAACAUAGUUCAAUACUACGGAACCGCUAAGGUGAUUUUAUCAUCAAGAUGCCAAUGUUGACUGCUGCAAGUACAAUUGUUAGCUCGCCUCUAUUGCCAGCAGUAGGUCAAUGCCCCGGACGAGUGAAGCUUUCUAGCUGUGGGCCAAAAAGGGUUUGUGGUGAUGGAAGAAUGGUACAUUUUAAGAUCAAACCAGUGGGGCUUGGUGCACAGUUAUCACUUCUUGAGAGAAGAAAACCAGUCAUUGGUUCCCGUCGGUCUGCUUCUGUAAUAUGUGCUUCUGCUUCGAAUGCCAGAUGCGGUGCAGAGCAAACCCAGACUGUCACCCGUGAGGCUCCAACAAUUACACAUCUUCCUGGCAAGGAAAAGUCCCCACUGCUUGAUGAUGGUGGAAGUGGAUUCCCUCCUGGUGAUGAUGGUGAUGGUGGUGGCGGCGGAGGUGGUGGUGGGGGCAACUGGUCUGGAGGAUUUGCCUUUUUUGGCUUUCUUCUUUUCCUGAGCUUUUUAAAGGAUAAAGAAAGUGAGGGUGCUUAUCGGGAAAAUAGGAGAAGGUAAUGUAAGGGUUUAGAGAGGGACAUGAUCUGGAGAUUUUGUAUUGUAUUUUUUCAGUGGUAAUGAAUAAUGAAUAAUGAAUAAUAAUUAAGUUUUAUACUGGGAAAAAGAUCUGUUUGAUGUACGAUUGCCUACUAUUUGGGCAUCAACACAU
Messenger RNA from Prunus avium (sweet cherry), 1108 nucleotides. RefSeq lists its product as uncharacterized. Gene Ontology annotation, cellular component: chloroplast. The record is from RefSeq and is a predicted model, not a curated record. NCBI's taxonomy places the organism in Eukaryota, Viridiplantae, Streptophyta, Magnoliopsida, Rosales, Rosaceae. Gene Ontology annotation, biological process: thylakoid membrane organization; chloroplast organization.